CCUGUCCACUUCGUUGUCUCGCCCCGCGGUGGGCAGGUUGCGCGCCACUACGUACUGCCCAACCCUCGCCGCGGUAUCGUAACUCGUAAUAAGAGGUUGAGACUUGAGACGGGGAGACCCAAAUCGCUCGUGUUGCGCCUAUAAAUGUCGUUGAUUGCCGCAUCAUUACUUCACAAGUUCACAUCUCCAUCCCCAUCGAGUUCUUCGUUUUCUGACUCUUGUCAGCAUGGCACGCUUGCCUCCUCUUGCUGUGGCUUCCGGCGCUCUCCUCCUGCUGUUCGUCUCGGUCUCGCCGUGCCGCGCGGCGGCAGGCGGCGGGCCGAGCUCCGUGGUGCUGCCGGUGAGCAAGGACGACGCGACGCAGCAGUACGUGACGAUGUUCCGGCAGCGGACGCCGCAGGUGCCCGUGAAGGCCGUGCUGGACCUCGCGGGCACCAUGCUCUGGGUGGACUGCGACGCCGGGUACGUGUCCUCGUCGUACGCCGGCGUGCGGUGCGGUGCCAAGCCCUGCCGCCUCCUGAAGAACGCCGGCUGCGCCAUCACCUGCCUCGACGCGGUAUCCGCAGGCUGCCUCAACGACACCUGCAGCGAGUUCCCGAAGAACACCGCCACGAGCGUCAGCACCGCCGGCAACAUCAUCACCGACGUGCUGUCGCUGCCCACCACCUUCCGCCCCGCGCCGGGGCCGCUCGCCACCGCGCCGGCGUUCUUGUUCACCUGCGGCCACACGUUCUUGACCCAAGGACUCGCCGACGGCGCCACCGGCAUGGUGUCCCUCAGCCGCGCCCGCUUCGCGCUCCCAACGCAGCUCGCCGACACCUUCGGCUUCUCCCGCAAGUUCGCGCUCUGCCUCCCCCCGGCCUCCGCGGCCGGCGUCGUCGUCUUCGGCGACGCGCCCUACACGUUCCAGCCAGGGGUGGACCUCUCCAAGUCUCUCAUCUACACCCCGCUGCUCGUCAACCCGGUGAGCACGGCGCCGUACGGCAGGAAGGACAAGACGACCAAGUACUUCAUCGGCGAGACGACCAUCCAACUGAAAGGCCGCGUCUGGAGAGAAAAGUCAACCGAUUACUUCAUCGGCUUGACGGGCAUCAAGGUUAACGGCCACACCGUGCCGGUAAACGCGACGCUGCUGGCCAUCGACAAGAAAGGAGUGGGCGGCACCAAGCUAAGCACGGUGUCCCCCUACACCGUGCUGGAGAGAUCCAUCCACCAGGCGGUGACCGACGCGUUCGCGAAGGAGAUGGCCGCGAUCCCGCGAGCACCGGCAGUGGAGCCGUUCAAGCUGUGCUACGACGGGAGGAAGGUGGGGAGCACGCGCGUGGGGCCGGCCGUGCCGACCAUCGAGCUGGUGCUGCAAAGCACGGGUGCCUCGUGGGUUGUGUUCGGGGCGAACUCGAUGGUGGCCACCAAGGGAGGCGCGCUCUGCCUCGGCGUGGUGGACGCCGGCACGGAGCCGCAGACGUCGGUUGUGAUCGGUGGGCACAUGAUGGAGGACAACCUGCUGGAGUUUGACCUGGAGGCAUCGCGGCUGGGGUUCAGUUCAUACCUCCCGUCUCGGCAGACGACCUGCAAUAAUUUUCGCCUCGGCUAGCAUGUAGCAGUGCUGGCAUUUGCCCCGUUCCCAAGUAUGCAUGGCCAUACCUACAAAUUUUGGGUCCCCCGGUGUUUAACACAAAAUAAGGCCUUAUGUCUGAAAAUACCAAUCUCUGAAUGAAAGAGUGAGUUUUUGCCAAAGUUUCA
Molecule: messenger RNA, 1743 nt
Organism: Oryza sativa Japonica Group (Japanese rice)
Lineage: Eukaryota; Viridiplantae; Streptophyta; Magnoliopsida; Poales; Poaceae
Product: probable aspartic proteinase GIP2
Biological process (GO): proteolysis
Molecular function (GO): aspartic-type endopeptidase activity
Source: RefSeq, a predicted model, not a curated record